AUGGCCGAAGCCUCUGCCGCCGAUGGGAAGAUGAAAGAUCUCAAGAUCUCCGAGACGAAGAAGAACAAGAAGGAUGGCAACCCUAAGACGGCCGCGAAGAAGCCCCAGCAGCAGAAGAAGAAGAUUGAGGGUGCCGCGCUGAUCGGAAUCGAUGUCGCAAAGGAGGACGAUUUGGGUGAAUGGUACCAGCAGGUCAUCACCAAGGGCCAGAUGAUCUCAUACUACGAUACCUUCGGUCGCAUACUGAUGACAGGCAGUUACAUCCUAGAACCCUCUUCGUACGCCAUCUGGGAGUCCAUCAAGGCUUGGUUCGACAAUCAGAUCAAGACACUCAAAGUCCGCAAUGCAUACUUCCCCAUCUUCAUCAGCGCAGACAACUUGGAGCGCGAGAAGGAGCACGUUGAGGGUUUUGCCGCUGAGGUCGCCUGGGUGACCAAGGGUGGAAAGUCCGACUUGGAGAAGCCUGUCGCUGUACGCCCGACCUCCGAGACCGCCAUGUACCCUUACUUUGCUCGCAAGAUCCAGUCGCAUCGUGAUCUCCCUCUGAAGUUGAAUCAGUGGAACAAUGUUGUUCGCUGGGAAUUCAAGCACCCCAUGCCUUUUAUUCGGUCUCGCGAGUUCCUGUGGCAAGAAGGCCAUACCGCACAUCUGACUAAGAAGGAGGCGAGUGAUGAGGUCCUACAGAUCCUGGACUGGUACUCUGACGUCUACCAAGACCUGCUUGCCGUUCCUGUAGUAAAGGGCACCAAGACUGUUAACGAGAAGUUCCCCGGAGCAGAUUACACAACCACUAUCGAGGGGUUCAUUCCUGCCACUGGCCGUGGUAUUCAGGCUGCCACAUCACAUUGCCUUGGUCAGCAUUUCUCCAAAAUGUUCAAUAUCACCGUGGAGGACCCCAACGCAAAAGAGGCCGGCAAGUCAGAGCACGUCCAUGUGUGGCAGAAUUCAUGGGGUCUUACCACCCGUUCCAUUGGUGUCAUGAUCCUUACUCACGGCGAUAACCGUGGCUUGGUCAUCCCUCCGAGGGUAGCGGAGAUUCAGGUAGUCGUUAUCCCUGUCGGUGUCAGCGCAAAGAUGAGCGCUGAAGACAAGGAGAGUCUCUACAGCAAGGUUAAGAAAAUCUCCGAAGAUCUCGUUGAGGCCGGCGUACGCGUCGAGACCGACUACCGCGAGGGCUACUCCCCCGGCUGGAAGUUCAACGACUGGGAGCUUAAGGGAAUCCCUCUCCGAAUUGAGUUCGGCCCCAAGGAUGCUGAGAAGGGCGUCGUUACCACCUCUCGCCGCGACAUCAGCGACAAGGACGCUGCGCGUGGUACUAUCAACGUCGACGACCUCACCAAGGAAGUCCCCAAACUUCUUGAGAAAAUACAGAAGGAUAUGUUCGAGCGCGCAGACAAGGAGUAUCGCGAUCACCGAGUACAGCUCACGAACUGGGAUGACUUUGUUCCUACGCUCAAUGGCAAGAACGUGGUGCUGGUUCCCCACUGUGAGGGCGACAAGUGUGAAGACGAGGUCAAGGCCAAGAGCGCGCGCACCGCACUAGGUGACGGUGUCGCAGAGGACAAGCAGGCCCCUGCCAUGGGCGCAAAGUCUCUUUGUAUUCCUUUCGAGCAGCCCGAAGGCAUCGAGGAGGGUAAGACCAAAUGUAUCAACCCUGACUGCAACACCCCUGCCAAGCAAUGGAUUCUCUUCGGAAGGAGUUACUAG
Molecule: messenger RNA, 1707 nt
Organism: Parastagonospora nodorum SN15
Lineage: Eukaryota; Fungi; Ascomycota; Dothideomycetes; Pleosporales; Phaeosphaeriaceae
Exons: 5
Coding region: 1-1707 (568 amino acids)
Biological process (GO): prolyl-tRNA aminoacylation
Cellular component (GO): aminoacyl-tRNA synthetase multienzyme complex; cytoplasm
Molecular function (GO): proline-tRNA ligase activity; ATP binding
Source: RefSeq, a predicted model, not a curated record